Messenger RNA from Naegleria gruberi, 3206 nucleotides. RefSeq lists its product as uncharacterized. Lineage: Eukaryota; Heterolobosea; Eutetramitea; Acrasida; Naegleriidae. The coding region runs from base 1 to 3174 and encodes 1057 amino acids. The transcript has a single exon. The record is from RefSeq and is a predicted model, not a curated record.
AUGCAAGUUUCAGAACAACAAGUAUCUGUAGUACUAACUCAUCAACCACAAUCAUCAUCAAUAUCUGAAGCGGAUAAUAAUAAUAAUAAUAAUACCAUUAACAAUAUAGAUAAUAAUAAUAAUAGCAAUAAUAAUAAUAAUAAUAUAGAGGAAGAUAAUGAUAAUAAUAAUAAUAUUUACAUGCUUUCAUUCAAUAAUAGUGGAUUAACACCUGCAUUACCUGAUCCGAGUCCUUCACCUCCACUUAAAUCAACUGUUGCAGUAGUUGGUACAUCAUCACAACAACAAAACAUGUCGAAAUUAUAUUCCUCUCCUCCGAAUAACAUUAACAAUCAAUUAGAUUAUUCACCAGUGAGGAUUAGAACCAUCAAUUCGGCGACAUUACCAACCAAUAAUAAUAUUAACAAUAAUAAUGAAGACCGAUCACUGAUGAUGACAACAACAACAUCUUCAUCAACUGCACCUCCUCCACCUAGUUCUUAUCAAUAUCCAAUUCCAACAAGACCUACUACUACUAAAUCUUCAUCCGUGAAUGAGAGUAAUAAUAUGAUGGAGGACAAUUUCCCCAACACCAUAGAAAGUAAUGUGCGAACACAAGAACAUUCCCAACAACAAACACACUACAAAUCCUAUCAUCACAAUAAUGAAAGAGAAGGAGAACGAGCUUCUUACUAUCAUCACUCCUAUCCAUCACAAAAUUCCAUAAUGAUGACAAAUAAUCAUAAUAUCGAAAAUUGGAAAGGCUUGAAGGAAAACAGCAACAAUCUAUCAUCCGCAGAAAUUCAAAAAGAACAAGCGAACUUGGUUUACGGCACUCAAUACCGCCAAAAGAAUAGAAGUACACAACCACCUAGCAGCGCUUCUUACUUAGGAUCAGUUGUUGAACGAGAAGAAAGAGGAGACGAAGAAGAAGAAGAUUAUCGUGUCUAUCAUCAUCAGCAACAACCACAGCAACAACAAUAUUUGAGAGAGAACUAUUAUCCUUCUCAUCAGGGUAGUAGUACUACGUUGCCAAGCACUACUUCAAUCUUGUUGCCAAGCCACGAAGCAAGGAAUAUCCAAAAUUAUAACAACCCUUCGCUACAAAUAAUUAAUCAAAAGAAUACCUCCACAAGUUCAACUUCACCUUCUUUAAAUUUUGCUACAGGUUCGUCUUCACAACAACCAUUGCACGGAAGAAGAAAUAGCAAUUAUCAUCUGUACGAUAAUAAUAACUAUCACCAACAACACCAAUACGUGGAGAGAAAUAAUAACAAUUUUCCAACAACUUCUCUCCAUCAACGAACAACACCAACAACAAUAGCAGAAUAUCAAGUUGGAGCUCCUAGUUAUUCUAAACAAAGUUCAAUGCAACAACAACCCUUUGUCAUUCAGCCAAGUAUGCAGCCCUCAUCUGGAAUACCGUCCUUUCACCAAGUUCACUCAUCCUCCUCUGCCACCAAUUCCUUCCAUGUACCUUCCAAUUAUCAACAACAUCAUCAUCAUCAACCUCCACCACCACAACACUAUCAACCACUUCCUCCGUCAUCAUCAUCCUCAUCAAAUUAUUUGAAUCCUCCACACCAACAACAACAACAAUCAUCCUACUCUUCACCAAACAGUAACCAAACUAACUCAUCCGAACCAAAAUUACGUGUCUAUAAUUCAACAUUAAAAGUUCCAGAAGGAAUUUUUUCAUACGAUAACACAACACUAACUUGUGAACCUCAUGGAUUUAAGCCAAAUGAUAGAAGAGGAGCUCCACAAACAACUCACAGUGUCUACGUGAGUGAUGUAUUAGUAGUUACUUGUGAUUUGGUUAACAUGUCGAAUCAACCAGGUGUUUUUCAAAAUUGUACUGCGAGAUUGGUUCAUUUGAUGGGAAAGAAUGCUAAAAAGAAGAGAAAGGAAGGAGUCAGUGAUCAAGAUGAUGGUUUAGACUCGGAGGAUGAUGAUUUGGAUGAUGGAAAGAAGAAGAAAAAGAAGAAUAAGAAGAAGGAUCAAGAAGAUUCACUUGAUGGUGAUUUUGUUACUGAUUUUUCACAGGCAGGAAUGUUAGAGUCUUUUGAAUUAUUAUCGGAACAACCUUGUCAAGAAAAUGUUCAGAAAGGAAAGAUUGUUUCCUCCCUCAAGGUUCCUCGUGUUAGGGGAAGAGAUUGUAAAACAAAGACUGGACAAAUUCAAGUUAUUAGAUUUAAAGGAACAGAGAGAGAACAUAUUAUUGCUGUGAGUGACUUGUUCUGGAUAAGAUCUAGAACAAGAACAGAGAUGGAAGUGAGAAAGUUCAAGAAACAACAGCAACAAACUCCACAACAAUCAUUGCCAUCUCAUCAACCACCUCAACAACAACCAAUUUCUGUUCAAUCACAUGAAACUUCCAAUCUUUCUUUGCAUCAUCAUGCACAACAACUUUCUCAUCCACCAACAAUUCCAUCUUCAAGUUUAAAUCCUCCUCGUGAAAAUUAUCAUAAUCCACAAUGGCCAAAUAUGCCAAAUAUUGUACAACCAAAUUCACCAAGUACAAAUGAGCAUGCUGGUCUUCCUCCUAAAAAGAGAAGGAAUAAUAGUCCAGGAGGUGGUAAUACACCAAACACUUAUAGAGUUCCUUCAAAUCCAGCUGCUUCAAUUGUUCACUCAUCAACAGGAUAUUUCCCCUCAAACAAUAUUCAACAUCAAGAGAAUGGUAAAGUACCAAAUCUACACGAUUCUCCUUCUCUUAGUCAUCAUCAUCAUCACGUGCCUUAUCAACCAUCGAGGAAUGAACCAACUUAUCAUGAAUUACUACAACGAGUUCACACAUUAGAAGAAAAGUUGAAUAGACUUGAAAGUAAAUUGACUAGAGCUGGACAUUUGUCACCUGAGUUCCCAAUGCCACCUGAUAGUCAAACAUUUUCUCCAUUCCUCCCUAGUUCUGCAAUUCAGCCACGUCCUGUUGAACCACCUAAAACUUUUGCACCUUUCCCAAUUGAUGUUUUCAUUAAAGACGAUAAGAGAGGAGAAAACCCAACAUUGCCUUCAGUGGUUUCGUCAGAUUCCCAACCAGCAAUUUUUAAUCCAAAAUCACCACUUCCAAGUUUCCCUUUUGAUCCAUCUGAUUCAUUCUUGAAGAAUAGUUUCUCAUCACCACCAGCUUUUACAAAUCCAACAUCGAGCAGUUCAUCCGAGAGUGGAGGUGGCAUGAAGAGAGAACGUUAAAUGAAGUGAAAUAAAAAAUUAAUUGUAAAUUC